Messenger RNA from Capsicum annuum, 303 nucleotides. RefSeq lists its product as uncharacterized. The record is from RefSeq and is a predicted model, not a curated record. NCBI's taxonomy places the organism in Eukaryota, Viridiplantae, Streptophyta, Magnoliopsida, Solanales, Solanaceae. The annotation marks the transcript as partial. The transcript is spliced from 2 exons.
AUGUACUUUAUGAAGGGUGAGGAAGUGCUGCUCAAAAUUUCACCCAUGAAGGGUGUCAUGCAAUUUGGAAAGCGAGGAAAGCUCAGUCCUAGAUGUAUUGGACCACUUGAGAUUUUUCAGCGUGUGGGAUCGGUGACCUAUAGAUUGAAAUUGUCUCCGAAUGAUAACCUCUCUUAUGAAGAGGAACCUGCUACUAUUCUCGAGAGAGACAUUCGUAAGUUAAGGACUAAGGAUAUUGCAUCUGUGAAGGUCCAGUGGAAGAAUCGUCCUAUUGAGGAGGACAAUUGGGAGACCAAAGCAGAC